GGAGCAGACAGCAUUAUACAUGCUGCCCAGCAUGUCGGCAAAGCCGAGGAUUUUGAAAGAAAUUGAUGGACGUGGAUGGUUUAACAGGAGAUCACGUGCAAUGAAGAAUAGAGAAAAAACGUGACCAGAGAAGGAAAAAAAAUGUAUAAGUUAGUAUAAUACGAGAAGAGAAGAGAAGAAAAACACGUCUGAACUGCACUUGUGAAGCAUAGCGAAUGACUAUGGAGUUAUUUUGUUCAUACUCUAUUCUAGUCAAAACUAUUAUUCUCUUAAAUUUUGAUUGUAACUAAAUUAAAAAUAAGAAAGUUUAUUUCUGAGAAGACCACAAAAUUAAAGGAUAGUGAAAAAACGUCUUGCGAAAUAAUUUCUCGGUGAUUAACAACAACAUCGUAUUUCACAUUUUAGUUUCAUAGAGAUUGCGCUAACAGCUUUUUUGUUAAUUUUAUUUUAGUUUUUCUUCACAAGAACCAUCAGUAUUUGAUGAUCAUUAUUCAAUAACAACAAAUACACCAAAUGAAAUAACAUCAGCACCAGCUGUUGAUUUAGAAUUAAAUGUACAUAUUCAAAUAGCUAGUGGUUCAUGUAAUCUUUAUACACGUCGUGAUUUAAUAUCAAAUACAUCAUUAACAACAGUAAACUUUUCAAAACAGCAGCAACAACAACAACAACAACAACAACAACAACAGCAAUCACAAAUAAGUAUUGGUUCAAUUGUAAAUAUAAAUAAAAUUGAAUAUCAAGUAUCACAAUUUUCUUUACCGGGCGUUGAUGUUGAUGCACAUUAUAAUUCUAAACAUAAUAAUACAAUAAAUAGUGCAUUAAAUAAACGAGCUAGUUUUUAUUGUCAUGCUAUGAUACAAUCACCAACAACACAAAUAACGAUACAUCCAUUAUUACUUGAUUUUCUUGAACAAACACUUGAACAUGUUACAUUACCAAGAGAACAAGAACGACAAACUAAUUUACAACAAGAACAAGUACAAACAAUUAAUGGACAAAAUUCCACUAAUGAUCAUUUAAAUACGAUGUUUUUAAUUGAAGAUCCAUCAUCAACAACAUCAUUUCCAAUUGAUGUUAUUGUUAGUCUUUUUAUUCAACCAUCAGUUCUUCUUUUUACAUAUUUACCAACUCAUCCAAUGGAAUGUGAACUUCGUUUACCAAUAGUUGAUGUUGUAUUUUCAUCAAAACGUGCAUUACCAGAUAAUAUACCAUCAUCAACAACAACAACAACAACUACACUUGAAAAUGAUUCUGAACAAAUUAUUGAAAAUUCUUUAGGUGGCUUAAGUUUUUCACUUUAUAUGAAAGAUUUUAAACUUAAUGUUUAUCAUCCAUUUUCUGGUGAAUCAAAAGUACAUUUAUUUGAAGAUAUACGUUCAGGACAAUUACAAACACGUAAUGCAUUAGCUGUUAGCGUACAAUCAGUUUCAUUUAAUAUAUCACGUACACGUUAUACAUUAAUUGAACGUGAUGAUGAAUUAUUAAAUAGUAUACAAUUAUCUGUUAUUGGACAAAUAUCAAAAGCACAAUUUGAAUAUGAUAUAAGACGUUUUUCAGAAAUUUUAACAUUUCCAAAAAUAUGGUAUAAUCGUUCAUUAGCUCGUCGACUAUUUUUAGGUGAUGAAAAUUUACCAACAAUAAUAUCAUCAUCAAGUACAAUAAUACGACCAAUAGCACCAAUUAUUAUUAAAACAACAACAAAUAAACAAUUACGUAAAGAAGCUCGAGUACUUGUAGCAAUACAAUUAAAAGAAUUACAAAUAUCUAUGCGUAUGUCAAAUGUUAUGGGCAAAGUUGAAUGGAAUACAACAGAUGUUUGUUCAACUGGAAGUUUAAGAUUAACAAAUGAAGGACAAAGAUCAAUUUUCUUUUCAUUAGGUCUUCAAAAAUCUAUAUUUCAAGCUGAACAAGGCAUUGUUGGAGGAACUAUAAGAUUAAGAAAUCUUCGAACUACAGGUAAUUUAUUUUUCUAA
Rotaria sp. Silwood1 is the source of this 1973-nucleotide messenger RNA. The record is from the annotation of a GenBank genome assembly. NCBI's taxonomy places the organism in Eukaryota, Metazoa, Rotifera, Eurotatoria, Philodinida, Philodinidae.